Drosophila eugracilis is the source of this 1764-nucleotide messenger RNA. Its product is annotated as protein Aster-B. Bases 586 to 1611 code for a protein of 341 amino acids. The record is from RefSeq and is a predicted model, not a curated record. Lineage: Eukaryota; Metazoa; Arthropoda; Insecta; Diptera; Drosophilidae. Gene Ontology annotation, molecular function: sterol transfer activity; sterol binding. The transcript has 2 exons. Gene Ontology annotation, cellular component: plasma membrane; endoplasmic reticulum-plasma membrane contact site; endoplasmic reticulum membrane. Gene Ontology annotation, biological process: intracellular sterol transport.
AGAAGUUAUUAUUAUUAUUACUAACACAUAUGUAUUAUGUCUAGGCAGGGGUUUCUAGUCUAUAUAUUACUAUAAUACCUUUGGUGCUAGAUCUAAUCUGAUUGCUACAAGCUGGAGUGUUUAAUUUAUUGGCCUAUUUAAGCAUUAUCUUAACAAGUGCCCAAAAUAAAGUACAAUUCAAGCCAAUAAAAACUAAUUUCAAGAAUAUGAUAGUACAUGUAUACAAUUCCCAUUCUUGUUUAGCAUAUCCGCUGUCGUGUUUUCACUCCCUAGUUCAUUGUUAUGUUUCCGCUCUAUCAAAAACAUAAUCUAACUUGUUUAGUGUUAAGAAACCUGCUGACUGGCGCGUGGCCAUAACCCUGAUUGCUGCAAUCUUAUCGUUCACUACGUCACUUCUUGGCUCUAAUCGAAAGUGCGAAAAUGCCUAGCUUAUCGAGCUUUCUCUGCCAAAAUCCGCAGAGCAAACAACUUACAGACAGCCAUGAGAAAGUUGGAGCUCAUUUAGUUCCUUUAAUUUCGUGACAAAUUUCGAGUGAUUCGUUAAGAAUGAUUUAAUUGAAGAUGACAACGAACAUUGACUAGAAUAUGAAGUCAAUCACGGCCCGGCUGAAGUACCGAUUUGGAAAACCCUUGGAAAUGGACAAGUCAUCUGGCACGAGCAACACCAGCAACCGGAUAAAUCAAAGCAACAGUUCCCGUCGGAACUCAGCCACACACCGAGGUCCGCAGCCGUCCGACGAGUUUCAGGCUUUGGCUGAAACCGAUACCACAAAGAAUCGACUUUUCUGGGGCAGUCGGCGAGGCUCGACGGCUGCCAAAAACGAUCGUCGCUCUAAGACCGACUUGACAGCGGGCGGAAAGAAGAAGCAAAUAUUAUCCCCAAGGCAGUCGGCUUUUACCCAAACGGAUAGAGGCCGAAAAAGCAAGGUUAAUAACAUGCGGAAUACGCGGUGCAAUUCCCUGGUUCCCUCGGCGCUCCCCAGCAGGGAAACAAUAAGGCCAACAUCUGGUAAGCGCGGAAAACAGGCUAAGAUCGACAAAAACACAUUAAAAACGAGCUCAUCGAAAUUAAUAAAAUAUACAACGGCACCGAUCACGAUAGGGACAAGAAAGCAAGAUGAGCUGACAGCCAGAUGCAGUGCUUCACAUGAGGGCCGCAAGUUGCUGCAGGAGCGACUGAUGAGCUUUCAUGAUCGGCGCAAGUCCACCGAUCUAAAAAUGGGCGGCUGGAAGAAAAACGCAGAAGGUCGAAACGAGCGCAUCGUCACGGUGACCGUGGCCCUGCAAGCGAACCUAGGUCCUAAAACUGCCAAGGUCACCGAGACGCAAGUAAUGCGCGAGUGCAGCCAACCAGGGCAGCUGUAUUCCAUUGAUGUGCAGACCGUCAACGCCGAGAUCCCCUACGCGGAUGCAUUCGUCGUCCUGAUGCACUUCUGCCUCAAGGCUACUGUUGAGGAAUAUACUGACGUCUUGGUUUAUGCCCAGAUAAAGUUUCUGAAGUCCGUGUGGGCGGUGGUCAAGGCAUUCAUCGAGAAGAAUGCAUACGCGGGUCUUGAGGAGUUCUGCCACUCACUAUACAGCGCCCUACUUGUCGAGAUCAAGAAGAGGUAACCUAAAGAGUUUAAACGAGGAGAACCUUCAAGAGUAAUUAACAAAAAAACAUAUACUUCUCAAUGUUUUGAAUAUGAUGAUCUGUUACUUUUACUAGGUAAACUGAAAUAUUCUUUGACUACCGAAAAUACCAGUCCCUAAAACAAACUUAAA